AUGUUAGCUACUGUGGCUGGUGUAGGUGUCCUCCUACUAUCUAUGGUAUACAGCGCCGCUGGUAACUGUUUGGUAAGUGGUUGUGCUGGUGGCCUCUGUUGUUCAGCAUACGGUUAUUGUGGCAGUGGUUCUCAGUAUUGCGGUGCAGCAGCAGGUGCUGGUGCUGGAGCCGGAGCUGGAACUGGAGCAGCUGCUGGUGGUAAUUGCCGUACUUACGGGUGUCCAGCUGGACAGUGCUGUUCACAAUACGGCUAUUGUGGCACUACUGCAGAACACUGUGGUAGCGCAGUUGCUGGGGCUGGGGCUGGAGGCGGUUAUAAUGGCGCCGGUGCUGCCCAAGGUAGCUGCGGUGGAGCAGGCUGCCCAGCAGGAUCAUGUUGUUCUUCAUUUGGAUUUUGUGGAAAUACUGCUGCUCAUUGUGGAGGAGCAGCUGCUGGUGCGGGCGGAGGUGCAGGCGCCAGUUAUGGUAGCUGUGGUGCGACUGGUUGCGGUGGCGGUCUUUGCUGUUCAAAAUUUGGCUAUUGUGGUUCUUCCGCUGCUCAUUGUUCUCUCGCUAGAUUUCUGUCUCGAAAACAACCAGCUUCACUCGAUGGCGAAUUUCAAAGUCAAGCGCGAUACUACAACGAAACUAAAGCUAGUUAUGAAUACAGCACAUGUGGCAUAAGUCGUGCUCUGUCGUUAGACGAAGACAAUCAGAAAAUCUACACUGCCGCUCUUAAUGAAGCUCAGUUCGAUCCAUACACUAGAGAUGGUAUUCCAAGCACCAAUCCAGUUUGUGAAAAGAAAGCUCUUGUCACAGGACCUAAAGGCGAGAUCAUCGUUCGAUUCGUGGACCGUUGUUUCGGUUGUAAAGAAGGUGAAAUUGCUCUAACAUACGAUGGUUUCAUGGCCGUUGCAGGUGAAAUAGGUGCAGGUCACACUGAUGUUGCUUGGCAUUUCAUUUAA
Messenger RNA from Adineta ricciae, 945 nucleotides. Lineage: Eukaryota; Metazoa; Rotifera; Eurotatoria; Adinetida; Adinetidae. The record is from the annotation of a GenBank genome assembly.